This is a messenger RNA of Sinocyclocheilus rhinocerous, 2787 nucleotides long. Its product is annotated as dual specificity protein phosphatase 8-like. Lineage: Eukaryota; Metazoa; Chordata; Actinopteri; Cypriniformes; Cyprinidae. The coding region runs from base 588 to 2198 and encodes 536 amino acids. Gene Ontology annotation, biological process: peptidyl-tyrosine dephosphorylation; negative regulation of MAPK cascade. The record is from RefSeq and is a predicted model, not a curated record. The transcript has 6 exons. Gene Ontology annotation, molecular function: protein tyrosine/threonine phosphatase activity; MAP kinase tyrosine/serine/threonine phosphatase activity; MAP kinase tyrosine phosphatase activity. Gene Ontology annotation, cellular component: cytoplasm.
UGAAGCGAGUGUGAUGUGUUAGCUGUGAGUCAACUUGGACUUCCCAUGGACUUCCCAGUGACAGGACACAGAUCAUGCGCGUGAUAAUGUGCCAUUACAUAAGCAAUGAUGAUGACUACAGUAAGCAGAGAGGUCAGUCGAAAGCAACUAGGGCUCCUUUGUUGAUUGCAAACACACACAUACACAUGUUGUCCGGCAGGCGUAGGAGCCGCUCUUCCCUCCACGCGCGGCUCUGGCCCCAACAGUGGCCGCAUAGUUGUCUGAUGAGUCAGGAAUGUGGUUGCAUGCCUUACACAUGAGCUAUUACUGAACACAUGCCCCAGUAGAGCACAGCCAGUGCGCUCAUUCACAGACGGGAAGGGAGCGAACGAGCGAGAGGGAGGAGGCUCAACAAUAGAGAGGCAGGAGUGCGCCGAGCCAAAGUCAGAAGUGAAGAGACACACGAGAGCAAAGAGCGCGGCUGCGGCGGCAGCUGAGACACAAAGGCCCUUUCAUCCCCUUAUCUUCAGAGGAAACAUCUCCACCUCUGAUACUAGCGCUCACCUGAGCUCCGAGUGGAUUGUGUAGGUUUUCUGCGUGUCGCCUGGAUGCCCGUUGACUUGGUGAUCCCUCCUCCGCUGUGGACAGACAUGCACGAGAGCGAGAUGAGGCUGAAGAUGCGCGUCAGGCGCAUCAAAGAAGGGCGAGAUCUGAGAGGUGGCUUUGCAGCUUUCUCUUCCUGUUUUCCUGACCUGUGUGAGAAUAAACCAGCCACUAUUCUACCUAUCAGUCUGUCCCAACCCUCUUUAGCAUGCGUGACAGACUCACUGAUACAGCCGGAAUCUGCUCAAGGAAAACAGGAACUGAUGACUCAGAAUGGAAUCACCUACGUUCUAAAUGCCAGCAACACUUGCCCCAAACCUGACUUCAUCAGCGACAGCCACUUCAUGCGCAUUCCCGUCAACGACAGCUACUGCGAGAAGCUGCUUCCUUGGUUGGAAAAAACCAAUGAGUUCAUUGACAAAGCCAAGGUGUCAAACUGCAGAGUCAUCGUCCAUUGCUUGGCUGGCAUAUCCCGCUCUGCAACCAUUGCCAUUGCCUACAUCAUGAAAACUAUGGGCCUGUCUUCAGAUGAUGCCUACAGGUUUGUGAAGGACCGUCGGCCAUCAAUAUCUCCGAACUUCAACUUCUUGGGUCAGCUGCUGGAGUUCGAGAGAGGCUUGCAGAUGAAGAGGAGUCUACCCUGUGACCCUAUAAGGUUAUCAGGGAAGCCAAAUGAAAAGGUGGAGGAGGAGGUCCAGAAGAUGGAACAGCAAAGCUCAGAGAGCGAUCGCUGUGACCAGCGGACUCCGCAAGCUACAGAGAUCACCGUAAAGCCUCCAUCGCCUACAUCACUGCAGAAAGACCUAAGCUCCCUUCACCUGUCCAAUGAACGAAUCCUUCAAAACAAACGGCUCAAGUGCUCCUUCUCGCUUGACAUCAAGUCUGUCUACUCCUCGAGCCAAAACCAGCAAUCUUCUCCAAACUCCUCAUCGUCAGACUCUGAAAACAUACCCAAACUCUGCAGACUUGACAGCCUGAAGAACAGCAAUGGAGUAUGCCAGUACCCUUCAACAAUGAACCACCCAAGCCCUACGGAGUCACAGUGUACUGACGUGACUAGCAAGUCCAGGAUGAGCCAGCAAAGCGAAAGGUGGGAAAAUGGUGGCUUGGAGAGGCUAUCCGCAACAACUCUUUCCCUCAAUCUGAAGCAGGAUAACUGCGAGCCAAGACCCCAGGAGACCAACUUGAAGGCGCCUUCUUUCCUCAGUUUGCCGCUGGGUACAUCUGCUUCUUGGACCAUGCAUAGAGGCUCAAAUGAGGCCACAACCCCUAUCACACCCACGGGUGACUGCCAUUGGUUCUUAGGCACUAAUUUGGCACCAUCUGGAACAGGGAGCACCAUGCACUUUGGCAGCAGUCCUGCCUGUGGCAACUCCAAGCCCAGCAAACACCGAAGGGACAAAACGCCGGAGCCGCUGGACUUUCAAAACAAUUGGCUCGAGGAUGGGAAAGCAGUAGUGUGCAGUGUAUCGCAAGUGGACAUGAAGUACAAGCGCCGCAGCUGCCAGAUGGAGUUUGAAGAGGGUAUUAACACAACACAAAGCAGCGAGGAAUUUGGGAAGCUGGGCAAGCAAUCCAGUUUCUCUGGUAGCAUGGAGGUCAUCGAGGUAUCCUGACAAAGAUGACAAUCCAACUCCAGUGAAAGCUGUUUAUUUAUCACAGUUCUGUUCUGUUGUUAAAGAGCUUUGCAUCUAAGAGGGACUUGUCUCUGCCACCUUUUUCAAACCAGGGUUGAAAAUGGGUCAUUUAGGAUACACUAAAUAUAGCACUCACACCAAAGACCUCACGGAGUGACCUUAUUCUGGCAUGUUAUCCUAUGGUACACUCACAAUGAAGGAGGACUGACGGAGGACGUCCUUUUAGCAUGAUCAUACAAAGACACUAAACAUGAAAGAAUGAAAUGAGUGUGUGUAUGUGUGUGUUUAUGCUGGUUUUGAUGCAAAUUAGGGCUGCCACACUUAACAGUGACUUCUUACCUUCGGCCUGAGGGGGAACUGUACAGUAUGUAUGCCCAAGUUUGAGAAGAUCUGUUUAGCUAUAAAUUGAGUAAAGAAGGGCAGUUGCAUUCAAUAAUGUCCCUAUUCAGUGUUAUACUUUUUAUCAACAGUGUAAUAAAAGAGUGAAAAUAUGAAGUGUAUGUUCAAGCUGAGAUUCUCUCAGACCUACUACUGUGCACUGAGCAUGCUCAGAAUGGCUGGCUACCUA